This is a messenger RNA of Tetrahymena thermophila SB210, 1071 nucleotides long. RefSeq lists its product as hypothetical. The transcript has 7 exons. The record is from RefSeq and is a predicted model, not a curated record. NCBI's taxonomy places the organism in Eukaryota, Ciliophora, Oligohymenophorea, Hymenostomatida, Tetrahymenidae.
AUGGCUCUUGUUUCAAUAUUAUUACCAGCUUUCUUUUUUGAAGAUGAUAACGAUAUUCAAAAGCAAGUAAGUAAACAACUUGGAAUGAAGUUCGACUAAUUUUAGCUAUGCUCUGUUUUUCCUACUUAGAAUAGAGAAGGCGAAUAGGAUCAUCCUUUUUAAGAGUUUGCAAUAAAAAUGGUUUAAUCUGACUUAAGUCUCAGAAGAAUUGAAGGCAUAUUAGAAGAGCAAUAUAUAACUUAAAAGAAGGUUGAAAAAUGUAGGGAAGCACUUACUACACUUGCCUUAGAGUUUAACAAUUCAGUAUAAAGUCCUGGUUUAAAGGAUCUUGACACUUAGUUGUAAAAAAGAACCAAAAAACUUAAGUAAGUGAGAGAAGAUAAUCGUAAAUUAAGAUAAUUGUUAAAGGCAUAACUCGAAAACUCAGAAAAGAUAAGGAUUGAAACCUAAACAACUGUUGAAACUUUAAGAGAAGAGUUUGACCUUUUAGUUAGAGAAUUAAGUAAUAUUCAGAAAAAAGAGAUAGAAGGGAUAUAAGGAGGAAAUCAAUUUGGAUAAGUUUAAUAAAAUUAUAUGCUAGCUAAUAAUAAGAUUAGUAAUUAAUAAAAUUAAUAGCAAGGCUUAUAAUAGUAGUAUCAAUAGUAGUAAUAAUAAUAGCAAUAAUAAAUUAAUGGCAAUAACUCAAAUUAGAAUGUAUAAGAAAUAAAUCUACAGUUCAGAAAGUUUUAGUAGUAAUAGUAGAAUAAUUAUAAUUCUUAAUAGUAGUAAUAAGGCUAACAAAAUUUGUAAUAGGCAUCAAAUAAUUUAAAAUAAUAAAACGAAUAUUCAAAAGGAAAUUACCUCUCAUAAAACUAACCUGGAUAAUAAUAAACUUAGCAUGUUAAUUAGAUGUCUCUACCUUUAUAAAAAUUAUAUGUAGGCUAACAAAACUUAAAUAUGUAAAUAGGAUCAUUUGGAAAUCAGCCAAAUAAUAAUAGUAAUAAUAAUAGCGGACACAGCUCAAACAAUCUUAGCAAUAAUUAAAAUAUUCCCCUAUAAGUCAAAAACAUAAAUAGCAAUAACUUUGUUUGA